This is a messenger RNA of Microthlaspi erraticum, 927 nucleotides long. Lineage: Eukaryota; Viridiplantae; Streptophyta; Magnoliopsida; Brassicales; Brassicaceae. The record is from the annotation of a GenBank genome assembly.
AUGCUGAAAACAGGAUCAAGAUUUCGCCACAAAGAUCAAGCAAUAUCUCAAUCUGUGGAUCCUCAUCAAUCAGAUCCGAUCGGACACAACAACAACAACAAAGCGAUCACUAGUCCACUGGCUUUGAGUCUCUUGAUCGGUCUGAACAACAACAACAAGUGCAGCAUCUCAGAUUCUGAUUUUGUCAGAAGCCCUAAGUCUCCUCUUGAAUUCAGGAUGUUGUCUACAAUGGUGGCCGAGCCAUUCUUCCUCAGAUCUCCAAGAUCAUCACUCACUGCACAUCUCAACUGUUGCUGGGGUCCAUCAAAAGUUGGGUUAAGCAUUGUGGAUUCUCUCGGCGAUGAUCGGGUUUUGUCACCAGACGUUGUGUUUGGACCUGCCUUGAGGAUCAAGUCUUCUGAGAUUAAGGAUAACAACACUCCCAAAUCUUUGAAGAUUCAAGAGAAGGAAAGAUCUGGUGGAAUUUUCGAAAUCGGUGACAACUUAUCCGAGACCGAGCCAAUCGGGUUGAGGAACCGCACGUUGUCUCGAUCCAAGUUGGCCGCAGAAAGAGACAUUGUGUUCUCCGGUUGUGUAUCUGAGGAGGAGAUGGAGAUGUCAGAGGAUUACACUUGUAUCAUUUCACACGGUCCUAACCCUAAAACGACUCAUAUUUACGGUGACCGAGUUUUAGAGUGUCACAAGAAUGAGUUGAAGGAAGAUGAUGUUAACAAAGAGAAGCAUAUCGAAACAGAGUUUCCCUCUGAUAACUUCCUCAGCGUAUGUAACUUCUGCAACAAGAAACUUGAUGUUGGCGAAGACAUAUAUAUGUACAGAGAGAAAGGGUUUUGCAGCGAGGAGUGUCGUUGGGAGGAGAUGAUGGUAGAGGAGGAGGACAUGGAAGAUUCGUGCGUAGUUAUGCACGAGUCUUUAAAGAAGUUUUUUUGA